Phasianus colchicus (ring-necked pheasant) is the source of this 8696-nucleotide messenger RNA. Lineage: Eukaryota; Metazoa; Chordata; Aves; Galliformes; Phasianidae. The record is from RefSeq and is a predicted model, not a curated record.
UGGAAGAAAUCCUGAAAAGAAAAAAAAAAAAAAAAGGGUGUAAAUGUACGUGCCGGUGUCCGUACAGCACCGGUCCUCCCACAACGUGCUGCUGCCUUGGAGCUGCAGAAAUUCCCCAUCUCUUCCACCUCGAUCCCAUUCCUGUCUUCGCGCCCAAGUGCUGCUGCUCGGCCCUGGUACAGCUGUGGGGCUGCACUGCAAAUGGGAUCACUGCAAUCAGCCCGGUUAAAAAUAACACGGGGGGAGGGGAGCGACGGGUUUUUAAGCCAGGCUGGCUGCUGGGAGUGAGUGGUGUUGAGCUGCAGCCGUGGAAACUUCGUUUAAUUCCAGGAAUUGUGUUGGUUCGGAGCCUUCUUACGGGUUUGGUGUGGGGUUUGUGGAUUUUAGCCCCGCUGGGAUAUGGUAAUGCUCUUUGCUGCUGUUCAGGGGAUUGCUCAAUGAUCUCUUAGAGCAGAGGUACCACCUGACAGUGCAGCAUUCUGGACUUUCUGACCAGCUGAGGGCAUAAGGAAGAGUAUUGAUGUAGAGAGUUCAAGGUUGUCACCAGUUCAGCUCUCAUUGUGGUGAGCGUGUUGUUCCCAUGGGAGAGAGAAACAGAGUAGGGGGAUGUUUUUGAAAAGCCUCUAAUAUGAUGCAUUUUUAUUCUUAAGCCUCUAAGUAACAUAACAGCCAUAGAUGGAAGAAUUUCCAGGCUAUAUCCAGGUGUGUGCAGAAGGUGGAUGUGGUGAGUGCUGCAGACCUGAAGCUUGCUUGGCUGCUGGUGUCCCCAGCCUUGUGAAGGCAUGCUCCAGAAAAUGAGAGGGUAACUUCUGCUCCUACUGGGGAGAAGAAGAACCAGCUCUCCAACAAUGCUAGGUGCAAAGGAAUGGUUUACUUAAUGAGAAUGUGCUGACGUUUGCUAGUUAUGUCUUACCGAGUUGAGAUUGAGUCUAGGAAAAAUAGCUUGCGUGCUUUUGGAUCUCAUUGGUUCAGUUAAGCACUUGUUGACCAUUUCUACUAGCAGCUUUCACAAAGUAGAGUGGGGUUCAUCCUGUUUUCAGCAUCCCUUGUGCAGGCAUGGAGGUGGAAGUAAUUUAACAUUAAGACAAACUGAAUUUUUUAGGAUUUUGGGUAAGGAAUGAAAAUAAUCGUUAGACAGAAUGCUUCUUCCUGAAAGUCCAGAAAUUGUUUUUAAUAAUUAAUAGAACAUAAUCGUUAGUCCCUCUGCCCCAUUCCAGUACGAUUAUGGCUGGGCAAGUGGUAAUCCACCUUAAAGAGUGGAAGGGGUGAUGCUUUCUGCUUGCAGGGUGAGUACUGAAAUCGUGACACCAAAAUGAAUCAGGGUUAAACGAUGGGAACUUCGUUUAUACACUUGAAAAAUGUUUGUUUGCUAUUUUGCAUAUUUAACAGCAAACUGGAAUUAGCGAAGGCUGUAAUUCUUAGUCAAGACACCAGGAGCAAAACACCUGAUGGGUGAGUUUGUGCUGCUGACUCUGAGCAGGGUUUGGCAGCUUUCUGUGUAGAGUUUAAGCCUUUCAACUUGAGCACCAGGCCCUGAAGAAGGGCCCUCCGUGCCCCUCCUGGCUGUGGGCACUGAGCUCAGGGAGGCGCCUGUAAGGAACUUAACAAAACACUUUGUUUUUUUUUUGCCCCAGUAAGAAAUGAUGCAUCUCUUGCACGGCUUCAGAUAAGCGUCAGAGAAUAAAGCCCUUCAUGAUUCAAAAGAUAAGGAGGUUGCUUCAGUGUCAGCAGUGGGCAGGCUGAUUUCAGAGGCUUAAAAAGAAAGAAUACGUGCCUGUAGUUUAUUAUGGCACUUCAAGUUUUCAAGUUAGGGAAGUGACCCUCUGUCUGCUAAUUGUUGUUCCGUGAUAAAGGAGCAAUGCUCUAAUCUGUCCCAUGAUAACAUUUAAUACCUUAGCUUGUUAAGUGUGUGGCAGCCUAAAUAUGAAGUUUUGAGUGGUUACCUGAGAUUCUUAAAUCAUGUAAAUCGUGGUCAUAGGGGCAUGUUGGAAGCCUGUAGAAUUAUGUAACAAUUAUAUAAACGGACAGUUUUCCAUUGGCAUGGUUUAAAAACCAGGAAUCCUUGCAGGUUCUUUGUGAAAUAGGCCUUUGGUCACAGCCAGGACAUGGGGAGGAGCAGAUCCUGUGUGUCAGCUGUGGGUCUGGAGCAGCACUCUGCUAUAGUCCUCCAACAGCUGCACUCCUGGAGUUGUGAACCAUUCAUUUGGGUGUGUGGAUGUUUCAGAACGAGCACAAUGAAGAUUUGGGUUGGGUUUUUUUUAUUUUUCUUUUUUUUUGAGUGGAAGCAGUUAAUCUCCUUUAUUCAUCUGUUUGCUGGAGAUUGAUUUAUUGCAGCCCUGGUGCUCGGGGUGCAGUUAUCAGCACCGUGCACUCCUGUUGCUCAGUGGUUGGGUCAGUGCUUUGUGCCACUCUGCUGCUGGAGGGUGUGGGACGAAGAGGGGAUGUGCUGUCAGCCUGUUCUCCUGCACUGUGCUGAAAGGCAGGCGUGAGUAACACAGAAACACAUCUGGCUGCUGAAGCUCAGCAUUCUGUGAGCCUCCAGGAGGGAAUUCUCAGUGCUGUCACAGCUCUGAGCACUCAGCUGUCUGUGCAGGGCAGUAGGUGCAGUGCUGCCCUCCCUUCUGCUGUCUUUGGGGAGUGUAGCAGUGAUUCACCCCUCACAAACUGCAAAGCAACACAUCUUGUACAGUAAGGAAUUUACAACCUGAGGUGGAUGGCUCAUUCACGGAUCUUUCCCAGUCCUUUUAAUGUGUCUUAGGGAUACUCUGUUAUAUUUAGCAAUGUUUAACCUGUAUCUGUUGCUUUUAAUAGGCUGAUAAGGCAGAGUGAGCUAAGCUAAAGAUACGCAGUCUUCCGAUCUCACUGCAUGCCAGUUAAAGAUUGACACUCCAGUAUGUAAACCUUGAAACAUUAAGCUGUAAUAGGUGUAGUAUUUGUGCUCAGCAUCUCCUGGGGUGGGCAGGAGUUGGUGAGUGUCAUGUCAUCCAGCUUCGUAGUUUACAUUUGCAGCCCAUUAAAUUAGGGCUGAAUUUGGGUAACGUGAGCAUUAAAGGUGCUGUGCUGAGUGUUGCAGCCUGCUGCUUCUCAGUAAGUAGGAAUCUUUGCUCCUUUCCCCUCCAGCUCUGUAUUUCACAGUGCUAAGGUGAUUGCAUUAAUUACAGUUACAGAGGGAUUUGCUUGUCCAUGCAGAUUGUUCUCUUCUGAAGCAUGUGUGACUGCUGCAGAUGGAUGUAGCUGGGAUGGUCACUGGGAUGAAGUGGGUUUUUCCAGUGGGCCUAAUAGCCUUGGCAGUGGUAGUUUUACUACUUGGCUACCGUGAUUUCCUCUAAGAUGCAAAUUAAUAAAACCUUUUCAUACUCUCCUCAUUGUAUUUAGGAAUUCUUAAAAAGCUGCAUCUUAGAAGAGAACUGAAGUAAUUUUACUUGACUAUUUUUAGAGGGUAAAAGCUGAAAGUGUGCGUGCUGGAUGUAACGCUGCAUUAAGGAAAGUAUUCUGAAGCAGAGUUACAAGAUGUAAUUACCUGGACCUGCAAAAGGCCCUGGAGAAUUAGUUUUGGCUGCAGAAGGUGUCUUCUGGAGCACCCAGUGCUGCAUUUCAGGUAGGCUGGCAUUCCACUGAAGCCAUUCAAAAUCUUGUUUCUCAUGUCCUGAAAAAAGUUUUUCCAUCAAGUCUUUUCCUGCUAGAGAAAAUAAACGGCCUCACAGCAUCUUUGAGUCAUGUUUGGCACAGCUCUGCAGAAGUCUUCAUUGUUUCUCACUGUCAGAAUAACAGUGUAGGUGCCACCGUGCUCACAGCCCCUGCCCCCGGGCUCAGCCUGCCCAUAGGAGGAAAUGUAACUGGAACACGAGGGGAGGAAAGGAGCUGUACAGCACUAAGGCAAGAGUGAUUUCAUCUUUUUGUGCUAAAUGAACAUUGUGGUGUGCACAAUAGUUGAGUAAUCAGCCUUUUCAGCCCUUCUGUGCAGCACGAUAUUCCCUGGGAAAACUUUUUGGGUGCAGCUUUAGCUGUCAUCUCCUGUUGGGGGUGAGAUUUGCCUUCCCAGCAGCAAGUGCUGAGUGUGGAAAGGGGAUGUGCUGGACUGGGGAAGCAUCAGCACCAAAGCGUCCCAAUGUCUGCAGUGUGUUGUGGGGCAGUGCUGGCUCUGAACACUGCUGGAGCUCCGUGGGAAGCAGCAAGCUUAAAGCUUUGCAGCUCAUUCCUUCCUUCCAUACCCAGUGGGGCUGUGCUGCAGUUUCUCAUGAGAUAAACAGCCUAGAAGCAAAGCACACAGGUGGUUUGUGGUUCUGUGCUGGUGUUUUUCCUACAGGUGUGUCUGUUGUUGAUGAUCUGAGCGAUCGGAGGGAGCAGCUCUUGGCCAGGACCUCUGCACCAACGUGAGAACUUUCCUUCCACAAUUCAAUUAGCAGAGCCUCAGAAGUGCACUGUGCAGUGCAUGGUCCAUGUCUGCAUCCAUGCACUGAGUUUUACCUUUCAUCUUUCAGAGAACAUUUUUCCAUCUCCUGGCUCACUCAGUCCCUUUAAAUGCCUCUUCCAUAACACUGUUUGUAGGAGGCAAGGAAAAUCUAAGAAUAGGUAAUUGCCUUCUUAAGGAACCUCUGAAUUUGUCUCCACUUAAACGUAAACUUUCUUACUCUGCAGCACAGUGCUGUGCUGGAAAUUCCUCUGUCCUCAGAAGAGUUCAUUUUUUACAGAUCAAGUCUAUUGUUAAAUCCAGUAUUGUCUGCAAUUUGGACAACUAUUUAUGCAUCUUGAAUUCUUAAUCCAGAGAGAUUUGGAUUUGUAGAUUGAAUAAAGGUCUUUACAAGUACUCUUUUAUAAAAAGAUUUUCUCAUCCUGAUUUUUCUGUGUUUUAGAAGACCUCGAAAAACCCCAAACCUUAGAAUUGUGAUGAAAAUCAUUGGGCUUGGAUCUCUGUCUUUUGGGAGGUGUUGCAAUCCUUUGGUUUCAUGCACACCAAAUGGAAAACGUGGAUUUCAGAUUGCAAGUCUGUACUGGAAGCAUCGGCUCCAGCCUGAGUUCUGCAGCUGUUCCAUCUGUUAGCUUCAUGCCUUGCAAGUGAAGCAUGCCACCAACCAGAUUGUGAUGAACUGUGCUGACAUCGACAUCAUCACAGCCUCCUAUGCGCCAGAAGGAGAUGAAGAGGUACAUGCCACAGGGUUCAACUAUCAAAAUGAGGAUGAGAAGGUUACCCUCUCCUUUCCCAGUACCCUUCAGAAAGGGACGGGAACGCUGAAGAUAGACUUUGUAGGGGAGCUGAAUGAUAAAAUGAAAGGUUUUUACCGAAGUAAAUAUACAACCCCUACUGGAGACACACGCUAUGCUGCUGUCACUCAGUUUGAGGCUACUGAUGCUCGCAGAGCUUUCCCUUGCUGGGAUGAGCCUGCUAUUAAGGCGACUUUUGAUAUUUCAUUGGUGGUUCCUAAAGACAGAGUAGCUUUGUCAAAUAUGAAUGUCAUUGACCGGAAGCCAUACCCAGAUGAUGAGAACCUGGUGGAAGUCAAGUUUGCUCGCACCCCCAUCAUGUCGACGUAUCUGGUGGCAUUUGUGGUGGGAGAAUAUGACUUUGUAGAGACCAGGUCCCUAGAUGGGGUCUUAGUGCGUGUUUACACUCCUGUGGGCAAAGCUGAGCAAGGAAAGUUUGCAUUAGAGGUUGCUGCUAAAACUCUGCCUUUUUAUAAGGACUACUUCAAUGUUCCUUACCCUCUUCCUAAAAUUGAUCUCAUAGCUAUUGCAGAUUUUGCUGCUGGUGCCAUGGAGAACUGGGGCCUUGUUACUUAUAGGGAGACUGCAUUGCUCAUUGACCCCAAAAAUUCCUGUUCUUCAUCUCGCCAGUGGGUGGCUCUGGUUGUGGGACAUGAACUUGCUCAUCAGUGGUUUGGAAACCUCGUGACCAUGGAAUGGUGGACCCAUCUUUGGCUGAACGAAGGGUUUGCCUCCUGGAUUGAGUACCUGUGUGUCGAUCACUGCUUUCCAGAGUAUGACAUCUGGACUCAGUUUGUUUCUGCUGAUUACACACGAGCUCAAGAGCUCGAUGCCUUAGACAACAGUCAUCCAAUUGAAGUUAGUGUUGGCCAUCCAUCCGAAGUAGAUGAAAUAUUUGAUGCUAUUUCUUACAGCAAGGGAGCAUCUGUAAUCCGAAUGCUGCACGACUACAUUGGUGAUGAGGACUUUCGGAAAGGAAUGAAUUUAUAUUUAACAAAGUUCCUGCAGAAGAAUGCAGCCACAGAGGACCUCUGGGAAAGCCUGGAAAAAGCUAGUGGUAAACCUAUUGCUGCUGUGAUGAACACAUGGACCAAACAAAUGGGAUUUCCACUCAUUUACGUGGAAGCUGAACAGCAAGAAGAUGACAAAGUAUUGAAGUUAGUCCAGAAGAAGUUCUGUGCCAGUGGACCAUAUGCUGGGGAGGAUUUCCCUAUGUGGAUGGUCCCCAUCAGUAUUUGUACAAGCGACGACCCCACCAGUGCCAAAAUGCAAGUGCUGAUGGACAAACCAGAGCUGACCUUGGUUUUGAAAGAUGUUAAACCAGACCAGUGGGUGAAGUUGAACCUUGGGACAGUAGGCUUCUACCGCACGCAGUACAGCCCUGACAUGCUGGAGAGUUUAAUACCAGCUAUCAAAGACCUCUCCCUACCCCCCGUGGACAGGCUCGGCCUGCAGAAUGAUCUCUUCUCUCUGGCCCGAGCUGGAAUCAUUAGCACUGUAGAGGUUCUAAAAGUCAUGGAAGCAUUUGUGAAUGAGCCCAAUUAUACUGUGUGGAGCGACCUCAGCUGUAACCUGGAGAUUCUCUCAACUCUCUUGUCCCACACAGACUUCUAUGAGGAAAUCCAGGUGUUUGUGAAAGAUGUCUUUUCACCAAUAGGGGAGAGACUGGGAUGGGACCCCAAACCUGGAGAGGGUCAUCUAGAUGCCCUUCUGAGAGGUCUGGUGCUGGGCAAACUAGGCAAAGCUGGGCACAAGGCUACCUUGGAAGAAGCCCGACGCCGGUUUAAAGACCACGUGGAAGGAAAAAACAUCCUGUCAGCUGAUCUGAGGAGUCCUGUCUAUGUCACUAUUUUGAAGCAUGGAGACAGUACUACUUUAGACACCAUGCUCAAGCUUCACAAGCAAGCAGACAUGCAGGAGGAGAAGAACCGAAUUGAGCGUGUCCUCGGGGCCAUCUCCCAGCCAGAACUGAUUCAAAAAGUUCUCACCUUUGCACUUUCAGAAGAGGUACGUCCCCAGGACACAGUGUCUGUCAUUGGAGGAGUGGCAGGAGGCAGCAAGCAGGGAAGGAAAGCUGCUUGGAAGUUUGUACGAGACAACUGGGAGGAGCUUUAUAAUCGAUACCAGGGUGGAUUCUUGAUAUCCAGACUAAUAAAGCUAACAGUGGAUGGGUUUGCAAACGAUAAAAUGGCAGCGGAAGUCAAGGCUUUCUUCGAGAGCCACCCAGCGCCAUCCGCAGAGCGCACCGUCCAGCAGUGCUGCGAGAACAUCCUGCUGAAUGCUGCCUGGCUGAAGCGGGACAGCGAGGACAUCCAUCAGUUCUUCCUGCAGAGGAAGGGUCCCCCCCCGGCCACGGCGUGAACCCACGGUGCUGCUGAGCCCCACUGCCUCCGUGGGGGGAAGGAGGAGCUGCUGCCCCACAGCUGAUUGAUACGCCAAGAAUUCAGAGUCUUUUAUCUCAAGCGGACGGGGAUUGGACUGUGAAUGUAGUUAACUGGUUCCUGCUCACACUCCAGAAUUAAAAUUCUAUUAAAAUUAAUCGCAAUUCAACGAAAAGAGAGAGGGGAGAGAGAGAGAGAGAGAAAGAAAAAAGGAGGAAAAAAAAAAAUAAGAAAAAAAAAUCUGUAAAUAUGAUAGUAAUAAAAUAGAGCAUAACAAAACUGUGAAACUUCCUCAAGCCUUGUCAGUGGUUACAAUAUUUAACAUCCCCUCCUCGUUGACAGAUGUUCUGUUUUUUUAUGCCCUCCCCCCAAAAGAGGAAACCAGCAGUGCGAGGUCAGCAGAAUUCGGGGCAGGAGAGGCUGAGUGCUCACACAGUGCUCAGAAGGCAGGAGGCCAAACAGCUCCCAGUGCAAGGUUUGGGGGAGACAUUCUUGCAAACCCAUCCCUCACCCCACGGAUCGUAGGUUCCCCCCCCUUUUUGUGUUACCUCUCAGCAGAAACAAAACCGUUCUGUCGCUCUCCACUUCUCGGUUCCACUUUGCUGAUGUCCUUCUUAGAGAUAACGGGAUUGUAUGGAAACAUCUUUCAUAGCCACAUUAAACGAGAGAACGAUUCACGCAGUCUAUCCUUUUUUUCUCCUGCCUCCAUGGCACCCUCACCAUGCAUGCCCACGGGCAGCACUGCGUGCCCAGCUCUCCCACUGCUGGCUGGGCUCUGCUCCGUGUCCCCACAGCCCAGCUUGUCCCACCUCCUCGUGGCCGUAGCAGCAAUAGCUUUUCGUUCCUUUCUGUGAUGUCGAUGGUAAUUUGAUUCAGAAGCCUUAAAUGAGUGCUGAGUGGAGUGCUGAUGAAGCCUAAGCUGUGUUUCCUUGGCUGCUCACCAACACGACGCCCUCUGACAAAAAGGUUGGAGCUCCGUACGGAUUUUUUUUUUUUUUUUCUUCCUUUCUUUAACAAGAAUUCAUCUUUGCUGUGGCUUCACUGUACUUCAGAAGGUCAUCAGACUGUCAGACCGCUUCCCCCAAAACAUUUUUGUGCUCUUGUUUAAAAAAA